Dicrocoelium dendriticum is the source of this 913-nucleotide messenger RNA. The record is from the annotation of a GenBank genome assembly. NCBI's taxonomy places the organism in Eukaryota, Metazoa, Platyhelminthes, Trematoda, Plagiorchiida, Dicrocoeliidae.
CGGAAACAAUGAGCAAUGAUUUAUCACUUAUUUUCAUAGCUAUUCGCUAACUUCAGUGACAUUUGUGUAGCGAAAUGCUGAGUUGUUCCCGCUCCAGUACCUCCUCCCUUAUACAGAGUUGAAAGAAAACGAUAUCAUUUGUUUCGUUUCAGAGUUGUUCGUUUUAGUUACUAUCAUCUAAAUGAUUUGCAUUGGGGCACAACAGUUGAGGUUUUUCUUACCUUCGGUUUACGAGUAAAAUGAUGACCCCAAAAUGCGGAUGAAAUGUCCGUUGCCUUUAUCAGUUGGCAAUACCAAUCCAUGGAAUGCAACAGAGGAGUUACUUCCGAGUCGGGGGGAUGGAAGGACAGUUGCCAUUCCCACUAACUUCAUGCCGCAACAAACAUUUGGGAGCCCUUCGAGAACAAGUAAAGAGUCAUCACCUAUGUUAACUGUGAAAACGGCAACAAAACAGGGCACACAUAUAUGUGAACACCCUCUCCGACCACAAUGGAUAGCCGGUCGGGGAUCAGGAACCUCCCAUAUAAUGGAACUCGACCGUCUAGGGGUGAGUGGAGAGUGCAUUCUACAUUCACAGUGCAACAAUGAAACAUUGACAAAGAAACUGGAAUGUGCGCAGGAAGAAGUCAGUCGAAUGAGAGCACUACUGGCCACCUUUGAAUCGGAAGUGGUAGUAUUGAAAGCGGAACUGGGUCGAAAAAGGUCACAGAUAGCUUCCCUAUCAGCCGAAUCGGAAGUCAAAGACAGCUUACUACGCCAGUUGGACUCUGCUUUUGCAUGUGUCGCAGCGCGGUGGAAGGAACGGGACGAGAAGUACGGCCUAGAACUGACAAGAAUGAGCGAGGCGGAACGACGGGCCCAGGAAAAACUGGAAAAUAUACAAAGGGAAUUUGAAAACUGUAAACUAGAGUGA